Molecule: messenger RNA, 3444 nt
Organism: Talaromyces marneffei
Lineage: Eukaryota; Fungi; Ascomycota; Eurotiomycetes; Eurotiales; Trichocomaceae
Exons: 2
Coding region: 1-3444 (1147 amino acids)
Source: RefSeq, a predicted model, not a curated record
AUGGCACUGAAAGUGGAUAGAAUCCAGGUCCAGCCUUUCCCUCCAUUUCAGCAAGAACACCACGAUGCGCCAGUUCAACAAGACCUCCAGUCCCCGAUUCUCCUCCAUAGGUCAGCAAGCUUUGAGUCUACACACGAAGAAGAUAUUCAGGAUACUCCCGUCUCACCCGGCGUAAAAAGAAACUUCUCCGAUACGAGUCUGUCCUCUAAAAACGAAUCGUGGAAUGUGAAAGAGAACUUUGCUGCCGGCAAAGAUAUUCUGCGUCGAGUUACACUGCGUCCCUCGAGUAAACCCAAGAGCUUGGCCCGCCGCACCUCGACCAACGAAGCUGCCACGACUUCCAAUUCUGUUCAUGGGGUAGACAAUACAACGCCGAGAGAAAGAUCGCGUAGCCUGGUUGGGGAGAAUAAGGACAAGGCAUGUCAAGAUUCGACACCACAGAUUGUUGUGAGGCCGUCCAAGUCUCGAUCUGUCUCUGAGAAGAUAGCUACACUUGCGCGUGUUUCAUGGAUGUCAAGCUCUCGCUCACCGUCGCCAGCCCGUGAUGCAAAAAGAGGAGCGUCUUCCUCGCGAGAGCAGUCUCCAACCCCUAGGAGGAGUCGUCCUGUGUCCACAAAUGGGGUAUCUUUAAGCAGCGAAACCAAGGAAUCUCAACAAAAUUCCAACGAUGACGCGCAGACUAAACGGCCAACUUCGAGCAAAAGGUCCCGCCGACCAUUGAGUGCAUUUGUCCCUAGAAGCAAAUCAGCCGAUCCGCCUUCCCCAUCGCUCCGAAGCAGGAAAUCAGUGGAUCAACUAGCAUCGCGUGGGCCUGAUCUUCCUCCUCUCCCUAACCCGCCAAUUCCGUCUACAUUACCUGCUUUAGAACCUGGUCGAAAGAAGGAUGAGCUUUGGAAUGUUUUCAGAGGUCUGGAAGCUGAUCUCCAGAAGUUUCACGCUAAAUCAACCAAUUUAAAGGUGAAUGUAGUACGGUCAUCAUUACUUCCUUUCCUCCAACGAUAUGCAUCGCAUCCGUCAUUCAAUGCGCUCCGGCCUGAAGACCUCGACCGGCGAGUCAACAUAUUGAACAAGUGGUGGACUUCAUUAUUGGGACUAUUGCAUGGCAAACACAACCAAUCGGUGUCUGGCACAGACCGACCUGUCUUCUUGGAAGCGCUUUCAGGGAUCAUGAUGCGAAAGGAAUGGAGAGUUCCUUAUCAACCCCAGAGUUUCUCUGCCCAUAGCUCCAAUUCUUCUCUAGAGUCAAGCUCCUCGGACUUUCUGGCAGAAUCGAUAUUUCACAAUGUGCGCAAUAUUUUCAAUCAGAAUCUGCUCUCACAGAUGUCUUUCGUCGUGGAGAGAAUGUCCCUACGGCAUGCGCCGGCCAGUUUGGUGUCUUUCUGUGGAAAAGCGUGUGCUUAUGCGUUCUAUUUCUGCCCUGGUGUUGCUGAUAUGUUGGUACGACUAUGGAAUACUCCAUCGGAUUCGUUUCGUCGGUUGCUGGCAGACCCAUUGGGAUACAAAGGACUAGGAGGUAGGGCUAUCGCGCAGAACCUUUCUGCUAGAUUCCCACUCCCCGUACGGUCUUUAGCCUUCUCCUCUCAUAUUGCUAUUUCCAGAUACUUACGGCAACCGCCGGUUUUACCAUUGAGCGCAACACAAAUUCCAUGGAAUGGACCUUGGGUCUCACGCUGGUGUGGACGGGACAGUGAUCUCUUCUACGUUUUCGUCAAGUACUUUCAUAUGCUCAAUUGCGACUUUCUACCCCCAGAAACAGACACUUCCCAUCAACUAUUUGCUCCUGGGAUGUUGUCCGUUCAAGGCCAUCUUUUAAUGGUGCUAGAGGAUACACUAUAUCGACAAUCUUCUCCACCAGCACCAGAGAAUCCCUUUGCGCCAAGCUCUGUAACCUUCGACGAUUUCAUUGAAGGACCCAAUACUGCCAUGUCAACAAUGCAUAUGGGUAUGGCAAAUUGUCACCGUUCGAUGGCAGAGAAUCGAUUGAUCAUACUCUUGCGUGACUUCCUUUUGGGGCCGUCAGCAGAACUUGCCCUAGCUCGGAGAAUGUAUAUUGACUCCUUUAUGCGCGUAUUGAAGACUGCCGCCCGUAAGACAUCGCUAUUCAACCAUAAUGCCUGUCUUGUUCUGUGUGAUUUCGUCGAGGAGACAGCUCCCUUGAUCGACCGAUAUGCUCGGAAGAUCAAAGAAGACAUCUUCCACUGGUCAUUCUGGCUUGAUGUUUGCAAGCAAAUGACACUCAGUCAGAAUUCAAUGACCGAGGUUCGUUUGUUUUCUUUCUUAUUUUCCAUGUGGAAAUCGUGGACCUCGAACAAGGAACGAUACAACGACCUUUGUUCUCGGUUUUUGCUUCAUGAUGACUACUUUUACACAUACUUCAGCCAUUGGAAUCCAAUGGUACGAGCUUAUUUUCUGCGAUUGAUUUGUUGGAGGGUGGCUCGUUUCAGCGCCAACCCUACUCCUGUUGAAUCGGACAUUUAUGAAAUGCUUAUGGACAAACUGGAGCAGGUCUGGGCCUAUUAUUUAACCUACAAUUUGCGAGCCAAAAAGGAAAUGCUUCCUCUAUUGGAUCCAGCGGCUGCCUAUCCAGCACCCGGACGACGACUAUUGAUUAUCCGCUCUGACAACCAGCAGCCGUCUCCAAGCAAUCCCUUCAUCUCUUUUGAUAGGUUAAGCACGCCAUCAUUCAACCAAACUGUAUAUCAAUCUCACGGAACGCUCAAGUUUGAUCUCAACGGUCUGCCUUCGGAUUCAGAUUCUUCAGCACCCAAACGAAGGUGGAAUAUACUGAAAAGUGUAUUUGGAGGGACUGUAAAUCCGAAACCUGGAGAGGUCACGCCUCCUGGCAGCGUGUCUGAUGAAAAUGAAAUCAAUGCGGUCGACGGUGUUAUGAAGAGGCAGUCAGAAGAGCACGGCAACCAGAUGGCUGAAGAAGAUGAUAGUAUAUACGAACCUCAAACCCCUCAUCAACAGUACAAUUUCAAAUUUUCUCUGGAGUGGUGUUCGCACCCCCAAAAGAAUUCGCUGCAGAAACCCGCCAAGCCGAGACCUCUUUUUGAGCCAGGUCUUCCUCGAAAGACCCUGUAUCAUGUUCAAUAUCAACGAUCAGCCAAGGCGUUGAGGAACUCAACAACAACAACCGACGGAUCUAUCGAUCCUCGCCGGGAUGCCGACGCAUCAACGACUAGCACUCGGAAUUCAUACGCGACGACCAAGACAUCCGUUGACGAAGAAACAGAUUCAACCAUCUUUGCACACAUUGAGGACAGCAAGAUCCUGCGCAACGAGCGUAUAGUGUCUAGUAAAUACGCAGGCCGGGCACUGGCGGAAUGGGCUGUGAUUAUAUCCGAAUUUGAUAACUUCUUUGACCGACGACUCAAGGAGGGUGUUCCAAGCGAUGACCUCGUUGAAACACCUACGCUGAGCGUGGAGAACCUCAAGAAAUGA